This is a messenger RNA of Cylindrotheca closterium, 1863 nucleotides long. NCBI's taxonomy places the organism in Eukaryota, Bacillariophyta, Bacillariophyceae, Bacillariales, Bacillariaceae. The record is from the annotation of a GenBank genome assembly.
AUGGCGACGAAUCCAGGAGUGUUGUACAAAUUCCCUUGGGAAGACAUGGGAAAUUACAAGUAUUUGUUAUUUGUGCCCUUUGCAGCAACCGUCCUUUCCGGAAACGACGAUGCUGACAACUGGUCGGCGCACAUUUGCACCAUCGCGGCGCUUCGGUACAUUGUUGCCCAAGUCUUCACCAGUAUCUCCAGAAUUCAUAACAUAACUGAACGCACAAAGAUUCAGGACAAAGGAAUAAAUUACGAGCAAAUCGAUCGAGAGGACAAUUGGGACGACUAUAUUAUUCUACAAGCGUACGUGAUGACAGCAGUACACCAUCUACCAUACCUCGGAUACGGAGGCUUUCCGAUCUACAACAAUGCUGGAUUGUGGCAAGUGCUUUGGUGGCACGUUGGACCAACUGAAUUCGUAUACUACUGGCUCCAUCGUGCGCUUCACCACAAGUUCCUUUACAGCCGCUACCAUUCCCACCAUCACGCCAGUUUUGUCACCGAACCCAUCACUGGGUCUGUUCACCCUUUCAUGGAGCAUCUUAUGUACACUGCCAAUUUUGCUAUUCCACUCCUCGGCCCAUUCUUCCAGGGUGGAGCUUCGGUGUCAAUGUUCUACGCUUACCUGCUUGGCUUUGACGUCAUGAACGCCAUCGGCCACUGUAAUUUUGAAUUUGUCCCUCGGUGGUUGAUGAGUAUCCCGGGAAUGAAGUACUUGAUUUACACCCCAACCUACCAUUCUUUGCACCAUAGCCGUGUGCACACAAACUUCUGUCUAUUUAUGCCAAUCUACGACCACAUGUUCGGAACAGUCCAUAAGACAACUGAUACUCUAUACGAAAAGGCAAUCACUGGCCAGGCUGCACCAAAGACCACACCCGACGUGGUCUUUGUCGGGCAUGGCACUAAUCUUGUUAGUUUGUUCCACCUUCCGUUCGUGUUCAGGUCUUUCUCUUCAAGACCUUUUGAACCGAAAUGGUGGUUGGCGCCUUUCUGGCCACUCUGCGUCGUGGUCAUGUUCGUCAUGAGAGUCUUUGGAAAGGUCUUUGUGUCAGAUAAGCAUCGCCUUCGUCACUUGAAGAUGGAGACUUGGGUGACUCCAGCAUGGGCGAUUCAAUUCUUUUUUAAGAGUCAAUGGAACUUUAUCAACAGCAAGAUAGAGGAAGCAAUCCUUGAAGCUGAUGCUGCUGGUGUGAAGGUGCUUGGAUUGGGUGCCCUAAACAAGAACGAAGCUCUCAAUGGUGGCGGCAAACUCUUUGUCGACAAGCAUCCGAACUUGAAGACUCGCGUUGUUCAUGGAAACACUUUGACAGCCGCUGCUGUGUUGAAGAAGAUUCCAUCCAAUGUUAAGGAAGUCUUUGUAACAGGAGCCACGUCCAAGCUUGGUCGCGCAAUCUCCCUCUACUUGGCUGAACGUGGAGUUAAGGUUACCAUGCUCACAGGGAGCACAGAAAGGUUUCAAAAGAUUCAUGACGAAGCAUCUUCGAAGGCACAGAAGCUCAUUGUGCAUGCAACGAAGAUCGAAGCCGGAGCCAACUGCAAGGACUGGAUCGUUGGAAAGUUUUGCAGCGAAAAGGAUCAAGCGAUUGCGCCAUCUGGCACGACCUUCCAUCAAUUCGUUGUCCCACCUCUUCAAGAGUUCAGAUCAGACUGUGUUUACACUGAUCUUCCUGCUUUUGCAUUGCCAGGAGACACAAAAUACUUUAAGACAUGCGAAAUGACCAUGGAGCGAGGUUGUGUCCAUGCCUGCCAUGCGGGUGCAGUGGUGCAUGCGCUCGAGGGCUGGGACUUCCAUGAAGUGGGGGCAAUUGAUCAUACACGUAUAGACCAAACUUGGGACGCUGCGAUCAAACACGGGAUGGUCCUCAAGUAA